GACCCUACUGACGAAAUAGUCAACUCCACCCACCUAGCGGGUGCCGCGUGAAGCGCGGCAUCCCACGGCGCGGUCGUCUCUGAAAAGUAGAGCGCCCUCUGUGGAUGUUUCAGCAUCAGACGCGGAGAAUAAAAACAUAGUUCAGCAACAUGUCUCACUACUCACGAGCUGAUCUGGACUGCAAGGUUUACGUCGGUAACCUUGGCGACUCGGCCGGCCGACGUGAACUGGAGAAUGCCUUCAUGAAAUUUGGUCCCCUCAAGAAUGUCUGGGUUGCCAGGAACCCGUCGGGCUUUGCUUUCGUCGAAUUUGAAGACCCGAGGGAUGCCGAAGAUUCAGUGAAGGCUUUGGAUGGACACACUCUGUGCGGCCACCGCGCCAUUGUAGAGAUGUCCAACGGGGAGAAACGUGACAGGAGGCGGGGCCGCGGCCCGCGUCAGGCCAGCUACGAUGAUAAGUGCUACUCUUGCGGAGAGCGGGGGCACUUCGCACGGGAAUGCAGGCAGAAAUAUGGCGGUCGGUAUAGUGGCGGCGGCUCUUCCAGCCGACGCCGACCGGCCCGAAGAUCAAGGUCCCGCUCUCGUGAUCGUAGCUACUCCCCUCGGAGGAACUCGGAUCGCAGCAGGUCUCGCAGCCGCAGCCGUGGCCGAAGCCACAGCCGCAGCCGAAGCCGAUCUUACUCCAAAGGACGCCGCCACAGCCGAAGCUCAUCUAGGGAUUAGAACCACGGACCAGCCAAGUGGUGGACAGGAGGACACACCCAUGUACAUUAACAAUGCUUGAAUUUUUAUCCUGGUGUAAACCUCCCAUGAUAAAGAAAGAAAAUCUUCAACUAGAGAGGCAUUUAAGUCCUGCUCAUUCUUUGUUAUCUAAUCGAGAUUGUGAGAUCCUUAUUUCAGCGGUAUAUUUAGAUGCACAAGUCACUUUUGUAUUGACACUAUUGGCUUGCUUAUUAUCUUAUGAAAUAAUAAUAAUUGAGUACAUGUAAUGAGAUUCAUAAAGUCUCGAUAAAUGUAUAAACUGCCUCGUAGCGGAAAGGUUUUCUCACCAAGAUAGUUCAGGCAUGCAACUUAUCCUCGGAUCAGCUGAUUUCCUCUUUUUUUACUUCCCAUGUGUGCCAUUGAAAAUAGAAAAACACUGUACAAAGUCUGGGAAAAAUUUGAAUUUCCUCUUUUUAUUUGUGAUUUCCCAGUUGCAUGCCUGAUAGUUCUGUUUAAGCACAUGACUUUAUUUUUAAUUCUUAUUUGUGUUUCAGUAAUAAGCAUAAUUAUACUUUACAUAAUACAUGGAAAUGUUCUAAGUAACCAUUCCUUUCGACCCUUUACUUAAAUUCAUGAGAAGCUCCUCUUUUUACAUAUUAUUGUGGGACUUAAACCUCCAUUGUUCAUUUUCAUGCUCCAAACUUUCUGAAAUUAGAGGAUUUGGUCUCUUAUACUGAAGCAGAAAGUGAAGAUGUCUUUGAAUAUCUAGGAUUGCGACAUGGAGUCAAUUUGACUUCUGUCAAACUUUACAAAACCACUCUGUUCAUUGAACGUACAACUGCAGAACAAAAACCUGUCAAUAGAUAAUUCUGUUUUCACAAACUGCAAUGUCUCUUCGUAAAAACCACGUAAUCAAUAAUUUCAUGCUUUGAGAUCAGUGUUUUGGUAUGUGCUGCAUUAGUUAAUUAGUUUUGCGCAAGCCUUUAUUGUUUCCAAAUUGUAGUUUUAGAAUAUUGUGGUUCAUACAAUGUAUAAUAUUAAUAUAGUGUUUUUUUUAGCCUAACCCUACCGGUAUCUUGGUGUCAAAGAACGAAAGUAGCUAGGGGACUUAAAUAUGUCCAUUCACCCACCAGAACACUUUUUAUUCAAGCUGCGUAUUUUAGACUUUUUAAAAUAAAUAAAUCAGUCACAUUUGAUCAAGUUUAGAGAAGGAGAAAUACUUUUGUAGGUCAACACAACUUAAGUUGUCUGUAAUUGUAAAUAUGUUUCUUGUCAAGACCUGGCCAAAUCGAUAUAAAGUGCUGUUACAUGUACUCAACUUGCUCUUACAGAGGUAGGCACGGACAUUCUUCCCACACCCCGGCCCAAUUUUAUUCGGAUAUUUUCAUUAUUUUGGGCACGUUUUUGGAGGGGUGGGGCAAGAGUUAUGAAGCUAUUUUUGUGAUGGGCCGGUUUCAUUUUGUCCAAGUGUAAGUGUGAAAUAUUAAAAUCGUCUCAUUUAAUCAGGAA
Patiria miniata (bat star) is the source of this 2210-nucleotide messenger RNA. RefSeq names its product serine/arginine-rich splicing factor 3-like. Lineage: Eukaryota; Metazoa; Echinodermata; Asteroidea; Valvatida; Asterinidae. The transcript has 5 exons. Gene Ontology annotation, biological process: mRNA splicing, via spliceosome. Gene Ontology annotation, cellular component: nuclear speck. The record is from RefSeq and is a predicted model, not a curated record. Gene Ontology annotation, molecular function: RNA binding; zinc ion binding. The coding region runs from base 150 to 722 and encodes 190 amino acids.